AUGAAUUGGGUGAGGCAGAGAGUGUUGGUUUCUUUUGGGAGGCAGAUGCAUACUUUUGAUGGGCCAAGUGAAAGCUUGAAGACAAAGAUUGCCCAGUUGGGGAAAAUGAGGAAGAGAAAAAGCGCAAAGAAAGAUAAACAAACAGUGUUCGUUGAGGUUCCGGAGCCUAUGACCUACCUAGACACAGCCACCAUGCCCCAGAUUCUCACUGCUGUUGGAAUAGCCCUCUUCGCCAAGCUCCUCAUGAUGUAUGAUGACUCAAGAUCACAAGAAUUGAUUGAACGCAAAAUAAAGAAUGCUCCUGCUGAACAAGGCACUGUUAGGAUGCUCACUCGUGAGGAAUGGGAAGAAAUUCGAGAAGUGAGGCCAAGGACUCCAUUUGAAUCCAAGCUGGCUCGUCCAAAUGCACGGAUAAGAACUGGAGAACCAGUACGCAUGGAGGAUUUGAAGGAUUGGACAAUUGAUGUGCUCACAGAUGCAUUUGCUCGGGUUGAAGAGAGUGUUAGGCAUGGUUCCAAGUGA
Prunus armeniaca (apricot) is the source of this 522-nucleotide messenger RNA. NCBI's taxonomy places the organism in Eukaryota, Viridiplantae, Streptophyta, Magnoliopsida, Rosales, Rosaceae. The record is from the annotation of a GenBank genome assembly.